GAGGACGACGACCGCGACGCGUCGACGUACGCGGCCGGGUCCUCCCCGAACGGCGAGAGCGAGGGGAACCUCCUCCUGAAAGAGCGCGCGAGAUCUCUGCGCAUCGACAACCUCGACGCGUGGUUCACCUCGCUGUACGACUACUACCACGACAAAGGCUUCUACUGCAUCGUCACGAGCCGCGUCGUGAACCUCCUGACGUUGGGGUUCACGAUCGUCUUCAGCGCGUGGCUCCUCCUGUUCGUGGACUGGAGAUACCUCUCGACGGAGUGCGCGGAGGACGCGAGAGGACGAGCAUCCGCGGGCGCGGAGGGCACGUGCGACGUGCUGCGCGACGCGACGUUCGCGUCCCCGCUGUCGCACCGGUCGACGCUCGCGAACGUCGUCGUCGUGACGUACUUGCUCAUCUUCUCGCUGUACUGGACGUGGUCGCUCGCGAGGCUCGCGACGGACUUGCGGCCGCUGCUCGAGAUGCGGUCGUUCUGUAACAAUAAACUUCAGCUGUCGGACCGGGACGUGCAGGCGCGUCCCUGGCCAGAGGUGGUGGCGCGCGUCGUGCACUUACAAGCGACGACGCGCUUAUGCAUCACGAAGGACCUGAACGAGCACGACAUCGUCGCGCGGAUCAUGCGGAAGGAGAACUACCUCCUCGGGAUGAUCAACCGCGACGUCUUGGGGCUGACGUUGACGGGGCUGCCGGGCGCGCGGCGGACGCGGUGGCUCACGACGUGCGUGCGGUGGAACCUCGAGUGGGCGGUGUUUCACGGGAUGUUCGACGACGACUUCUCGAUCCGGCCGUCGUUCUACGACGUGCGCGCGCUCAGGAAGCGGAUGCGGACGCUCGCGGUGAUUAACUUGGUGUUAUCGCCGUUCAUCGCGAUUUUCAUGGCGACGUACUUCGCGCUUCGAGACGCGGAGAGGUUUUACCGUCACCCCGCCGCGGUGGGCGCGCGGUCGUGGAGCCCGGAAUCGCGGUGGAAACUCCGGGAGUUCAACGAGCUGAAGCACUUCCACGAGCACCGCCUGACCGCGGCGCACAAGCACGCGACCAAGUACCUCUCGCAGUUCCCGUCCCCGGUCGUGAGCAUGAUCGCCAAAUUCGUCUCCUACGUCGUCGGCGCGUUCGCCGCGAUGUGCAUCGCGUGCGCGUUGAUCGACGACGAUCUCCUGCACGCGGAGGUGUUCGGUCGCGACUUGCUCUGGCACACGGCCGUGCUCGGGACGCUGCUGGCCGCGAGUCGCGGGAUGAUCGGGGAGGCGAACAAGGUGUUCGAGCCGAACCGUCUGAUGGCGGAGGUGGUGUCGCACACGCACUACCUCCCUCGACGGUGGCGCGACGCCGCGCACAAGGCGGAGGUGCAGGCGGAGUUUGAGGAGAUGUUUCCGUUUAAAGCCGCGACGUUCGCGAAAGAGAUGCUGAGCAUAUUCGUCGCGCCGUUCGUGCUGUGGUACCCGCUGUGCGAAUCCGCGCCCGAGAUCGUGAGCUUCGUCAGGAAUUUCACGGUGCAUCGACAGGGCGUCGGAGACGUGUGCUCGCUGAGCGCGUUCGAUUUCCGACGGCACGGAAACGCGAAAUACGGCGCGGGGACGACGGCGCGGAAACCCGCGCGAAGCAAACAGGGGAAGAUGGAGAAGUCGUUCCUGUCGUUCCACGCGCAGUACCCGACGUGGGAGCCGGAUGAGGGCGGACGGGAAGUCAUCGCGUCCCUGAACGGGUUCAAG
Micromonas pusilla CCMP1545 is the source of this 1722-nucleotide messenger RNA. RefSeq lists its product as uncharacterized. The record is from RefSeq and is a predicted model, not a curated record. The annotation marks the transcript as partial. Gene Ontology annotation, cellular component: autophagosome; phagophore assembly site. NCBI's taxonomy places the organism in Eukaryota, Viridiplantae, Chlorophyta, Mamiellophyceae, Mamiellales, Mamiellaceae. Gene Ontology annotation, biological process: nucleophagy; protein localization to phagophore assembly site; autophagy of mitochondrion. The transcript has 2 exons.